GCUCCCAGCUCCGCCGCAGCCUCCUUCGGCCGUCCGGCCCCCCGCACGCCCCCGGCCUUUUAAAAGGACCUCCCGCCACUCGCGCGCUCGGCCCCGGGUUUCCCCCGGCCCCGCGCUUCGCCCCGCUCUACUUCUCAGCAACUUCGGCGGCCGCGCGCCGCCGGUUGUCGCCCGCCUUUGAAGUUUGCAGCGUCGGCCGCAAAGUUGGGACACUUCGGGCGAUUUCAUUUUUUUCCCCUCUCUUUUAUCUGCCUCCUCCUCCAAGUCCUUGUGGUUCCUGAGUACCGGUGUUUAGCAUCUUGGCCGGAGCAGCCGGGGACGUGGACUUGUUCGCACACCACACCUCAGGGAGGGAUCUUUCCUCUUCCCUUCAGAAAAACAUGCAUUUUGUAAGGAUGGUGCCUCUGCGCUGGUGUAUGCUGUGGCUGCUCUUACCACUCAGCUCAAGGACCCAGAAGUUGCCUACUCGAGAUGAGGAACUCUUUCAGAUGCAAAUUCGGGACAAGGCAUUUUUUCAUGAUUCGUCAGUAAUUCCAGAUGGAGCUGAAAUUAGCAGUUAUCUCUUUAGAGACACACCUAAAAGGUAUUUCUUUGUGGUUGAAGAGGACAACACUCCGUUGUCCGUCACAGUGACGCCCUGCGAUGCGCCUUUGGAGUGGAAGCUGAGCCUCCAGGAGCUGCCAGAGGAGGCAAGCGGAGAAGGCUCAGGUGAUCCAGAGCCUCUGGAUCAGCAGAAGCAGCAGAUCAUUAAUGAGGAAGGCACAGAGCUUUUCUCCUACAAAGGGAACGACGUGGAGUAUUUCAUAUCUUCUAGUUCUCCAUCUGGUUUAUAUCAGUUGGAGCUUCUUUCAACAGAGAAAGACACGCAUUUCAAAGUGUACGCCACCACAACCCCGGAGUCUGACCAGCCCUACCCUGACCUGCCCUACGACCCGCGAGUUGAUGUCACGUCCCUGGGACGCACCACUGUCACCUUGGCUUGGAAGCCGAGCCCCACCGCCUCUGUGCUGAAGCAGCCCGUCCAGUACUGCGUGGUCAUCAGCAGAGAGCACAACUUUAAAAGUCUCUGCGCGGUGGAAGCCAGGCUGAGUGCGGACGACGCUUUCAUGCUGGCCCCCAAGCCCGGCCUGGACUUCAGCCCUUUCGACUUUGCGCACUUCGGGUUUGCCGCGGAGAGCUCAGCGAAGGAGCGCAGCUUCCCGCCGAAGCCUUCCCCCAAGUUAGGGCGGCAGGCGCACUCGAGGCCCAGGGCGGACAUUCAGAAGGUCUGCAUAGGAAACAAGAACAUCUUCACCGUCUCGGAUCUGAAACCCGACACGCAGUACUACUUCGACGUCUUCGUGGCCAACAGCGACAGCAACAUGAGCACCGCUUACCUGGGCACCUUUGCCAGGACCAAGGAGGAAGCCAGACAGAAGACGGUGGAGCUGAAGGACGGGAAAGUCACCGACGUGUUCGUUAAGAGGAAGGGGGCCAAGUUUCUACGGUUUGCCCCAGUCUCGUCUCACCAGAAGGUCACCUUCUUCGUUCACUCUUGUCUGGACGCCGUCCAAAUCCAAGUGAGAAGAGAUGGGAAGCUCCUUUUGUCCCAGAAUGUGGAAGGCAUCCGGCAGUUUCAGCUAAGAGGCAAACCAAAAGCCAAGUAUCUCAUCCGACUGAAGGGAAACAAGAAGGGUGCAUCUAUGCUGAAAAUACUGGCUACCACCCGGCCCAGCAAGCAGUCGUUUCCCUCUCUUCCUGAGGACAGGCGCAUCAAGGCUUUCGACAAGCUCCGCACCUGUACUUCAGUCACGGUGGCUUGGCUAGGCACCCAGGAAAGGAACAAGUUUUGCAUCUACAAAAAGGAAGUGGAUGAUAAUUACAAUGAAGACCAGAAGAAAAGAGAGCAAAACCAAUGCCUGGGCCCGGAUACGAGGAAGAAAUCAGAGAAGGUCCUCUGUAAAUAUUUCCACAGUCAGAACCUGCAAAAAGCCGUGACCACAGAAACAAUUAAAGGCCUUCAGCCUGGAAAAUCUUACCUGCUGGAUGUUUAUGUCGCAGGACAUGGAGGGCACUCGGUGAAGUAUCAGAGUAAAGUCGUGAAAACCAGAAAGUUCUGUUAGUCACCUCGUAUGGAGAUGUAUCACAUAGAACUUCAGGAGAGACAGAGCUGCGUUAAGUAGAAACUGACUACUGCUCCCCCAGCUAAGAGAAGUUGUGACCUAUACUUGUACUGUGGAAGGAAGGGUAUCAUCGGGUGUGUGUUGGAGUUUAUGUAACUGAUUGCUGGAGGAGACUUGUUCCAGUGUGCCCCAGUGGUACCGCGCGUGUGUCUGAUGUCCGCUGAUGUCAGAGAGAGGACGUCUUGAAGGAACUGCCAACCCUUGCUUUGACCACUGCAUGAACUGCUUCUAAAUUAUUUUAUUACCUAAAAAUUUAAAAUAUGCCAUUCAUUGCACACAGCCACAAAUGAAAAUCAUUCCUCUCAAUAGAUGCUAGGAUAUAUAUAUAUAUAUAUAUAUAUAUAUAAAUUAUUUUAUAAAGUCUUGUUUUAAAUGUCCGUGUUUCUAUGAUUGUAAACUAUUAAAUUCUUUUCCUGUUAAAGUACAGAUCUAAGUAUAUUAAGUGGACAGCUCUUUAGUCAGUUAUAUUGUUAUUGUAAAUUCUUAUCUGUUGAGUAAAAUGUUUAAAUACUAUAUGUAUCUCAUGUACAAAGUUGACAUACAUUAUAUUCAUGUAUAUAAAAUUAAAGAUAUUAGAUUAUAUACUGAUCAUUUUCCUAAGUAGCAACCUUGGUGUAUUCAAUUUCUGUUCUGUCCCCAAAACUGUGCCUUUAUGAAAUUUGGCACCAGAUUUGACCCUUUUCUAACAGAAGGCAUGCUGCAUCUCUCUAAAGUUAUUGGGACAUUAGAGAGUUACUGCAACUUGUAUUUUGAUUUUGAAUAGGAGCUAGCUGUUGAGACUUGAAAGCACGCCAAUAGACUUAAAAGGACAAGCCCCGAAUACUAUUGGGAAGUAUUCCUUAAUGACCUAAAAUACAUUACCUCUAUUUUAAAAAUAAGCAUCUCUUUUAAGUACAAAAAUUGGGAUAUGACAGAAUUUUCCAACUGCUUGAAUGUUAGCAAAAUAACUGUUUUGAUUUCUAGUGGAAGCAGUGUAGCAACCAUCAGUUAGGACUGUAAUGAGGAAACUGGAAGCAACUGUUUUAUAACAUCAAUGGUCUCAUACUUUUAGCUUUGAUAAUUCAUGAAUCUUUAAGAAGUAAUUUAGAUAUAAGGUAAAAUGUAGGCAAAUCAUAAUAGAAACCAUUUAUCAAAGUUCUGCACAAGGGGCAGUUUUAGAUAGUUUGAUUCUCCACAGAUUCUACACAUGAGAUGUCAUGAGGAUUCACAAGAGUCUGGGAUUUAAGUCAAGUAGGCUAUGUGGCUUUGAGUAAACCUGUUACCUCCCAUUGUCCCUCUUUCCUAUUUAUAAAAUUAGGUGUGGUAGAUUUGGAUAAGAUGAUGUUACAGGAUACCUUCGAUCAUAUGACAUUGUCUUUUGUAGAAUUCUGUGAUUCUAAAUUAUAAAAUGUGUCUGUAACUACAAGUGGGGCAGGUGUAAUUCCUUAACCACAACCUUUCACCUACUUGCUGGACUACCUUUCACACGGUGGACAUGCCGGAGCAGCAUCCCUAUGGAGUAUAGAAUCACUAUGGCUUGGGGAGUGAAAGUGGUGGUCUUUAUGAAAAGACAUCAUUAGUAGAAAACAUCCCCCCUAAAAAUGUGUCCUCUAAUUCCUGAGUGUUAAGGUAUCAAAACAAAAUAUAUCAUAUUUGUAUGAAACAGUUUGAUACCUGAAAUAACUUUUAAAAAGGAAGAAAGAACACCUCCCCAGUGGCUAUGUAACUAACCAACUUGAAAGAACUUUAAAACUGACACUGUCUCAGAGAUGUUCUAUCCUAAGUUAUAAAUUCAGUGCCUUUGGAAGGAGAAUCAACUUUCUCAUAUUAUUCACAAAUAUGUUAGUAUAGAGCAAUGUGCUAAAUGGGACUACAGCGAAUCAAAGAGUUAUUGCAGCUUCUGAAGGUGAUGGGCUUAACUCUCAGAUAUUGCUAAAGGCCUGGGAACCAGGCCAAGUCAAUUUAACCAAGCCUUUACUUUUCAGCCAGCUGGAAUGGUGGUUUCUAUAUAGUCUGGAUAUAUCAGAAAAUUCUUUCAUGGUCCCAGUGAAAUUUCCCUUUUAAAAAUUAUAGGAAAAUUAAAUACACAUUGUGAAACUUCUGUCACUCAUAAAAGAAGAGAGAAACCUAUUAAAAAUAAAGCUCUCUUAUUUCCUGAUGUGUUUAGAUUUUAAGAGCAUUCAGGUGAACUGAGGACAAGAAAGGAAAAUUUGUUCUUAAUUAAUAAAAGAACUAGAACAUAGCUAAUAUGAAAACACCAUCUUUUCUCCAUUAAGCUCCAGAAUAGCUAUAUUGAGAACAGGGCAUUUAGAAUCCCAAGGACAGCUGUAAUAUCAUGGAGGAGAAGGGAUCUUUGAGGACAUUUCAUUCAAGUUCAGUAUCUUUAUUUUUUAGGUUCAAAAAUAAAUUGAAGAUCAGAGAAAUGAAAAGAAAUUUCUCAUAGUCAAAACAAGUAAGUAGUGAAAUUGCUUUGACUCCAAAAUGCUUACUAGAAUAUAAAUCACCAAUUCUUGGGGGUGGGGGGGGGGAGUAAUUUAAGGAUCGUUUUCCAAAAGGAAAUAAAAAUUUUUUUCGUAUUUAUGAUUUCAAAGCAACUCGUUCUUACAGACCAUUUCAAAUUUCCUUAAGAAUGUGUGUGUAACCUUAACUGACAACUUCAAACUUGUAAGGAAAAAAAAAUACUAUUAUUUUUAAGACAUAAAGUAUUCCAAUCUAGAUUUGCAUGUGCACACAAACUGAGGCUGUAACAUCAUUAGUCAAUUGUUUUAACCUAAAUCUGUUUAGAAUCUAUUUUUAAAAAGUAUACAGUGGGUGAUUUUCCUAGUUAAAAUAUUAUAAUCAGUGUUUAGAUUAAUUUUUAAAACAUGUAUCAAAGGAUUGCUGCUGGAAAGGACAUAUGCAUUGCUUAUUUUAGUUACUAAGAAUAAACUUGAAAAAGUUAUGAUUUUUAUAUCCUGAAAAGCCAAAUUAAGAGUGACUUCAAAUAAAAAAUUACUCAGAGGAACUUUAGAGUUUGAAAUCACUUUUAAUGGUUCUGAAUAGUUCCAUCUUCAAUGAAAACACAUACACACAAGUUUUGAAUACAAUUCAAGGAAAUUGUUUGACCUGAAACAAAUUGGGAUCUCUUCCAACACUUUACUAACACCUCUUAGAGAUCAUCUAGUUCAACUCUCAUUUUGCAGAUGAGAGUGUUGAGGCCCAACCAAGAUGAGACCCCAGAUCCCUGCACUCUCCGUUUAAUGAUCACCCAGUGCAUUGUAAGCACGUCUUCACAAGGCAUGCAACAGUUUACCCAGACUACGCGCCUUUGCCUCCCCUCACUGACUGGCUUCAGAAUAAAACUAGCAUCUAACUUGAGGAGCAAGGCCAUUUGGAGCAUCUCCAUACACUUCCUUCCCCACUUAGAUAGAGUGCAAUUGAGGUAAAGUCAGCUGGGAAGUCAAUUUGGGUCCUCCCUCCAGGACCAAGCAAAGUGACCGUGGCCAGAUUUCAGCUGUCCUUUGUUUGAAGUUGUUUAUGGGACCUGGGAGACAUCAGGGCACACUCAUCAUCGUGUUUCUCCCAGAGAGUUUUGGCCAGAAAAAUAUUCAGUGGCUUGGGAUUUGGGUAUCUGUUAUUGUUUUGAAGGUGGGAAAUGGGAGAGAUGAGAGCGGAGAGGAAAUGGAGUGUGAAGGGAAGUAUGUUGUUGUUUAGGUGCUAAGUCGUGUUUGACUUUUUUUGUGACUCAUGGACUGUAUGUAGCCAGCCAGGCUCCUCUGUCCAUGGAAUUUUCCAGGCAACAAUACUGGAGUGGGUUGCCAUGCCCUCCUCCAAAGGAUCUUCCCAACCCAGGGAUCAGACCACCUCUCCUGCAUCUCCUGCAUUAGCUGGUGGAUUCUUUACUAGUGAGCCACCAGAGAAGCCUUCCAGAAGAAAGUAUAGUUUUUCUGUACUUUUCUUUCUCUAACUGGCCUGAGAUAUCAAGGAAAGUGAGAGAGCUAACGUAGCCUAAUUUUAUUAAGAAUUUGGAUUCUGUCCAACACAGAACCUGACACUACAAAUUUUGACUUAGAUCACCAUCCACUCUAUUAAAAUCAUAUUGCACUAUUUGCUAGGAAUGACUGAUCAUGUAUCUGGGUAAGAUGUCCUUCAUUUCUAUUUAUUUGCAUUCCUCUUCCUCCAUCUUUGAGAACUAAGUUUAGUAAUCAAAGUUUAUUUAUUUUUAUUUUUAUUUUUUUUUAUUAUUAUUAUUAUUUUUUUCCAGUGGGUUUUGUCAUACAUUGAUAUGAAUCAGCCAUGGAUUUACAUGUAUUCCCAAUCCUGAUCCCCCCUCCCACCUCCCUCUCCACCCGAUUCCUCUGGGUCUUCCCAGUGCACCAGAGAUGAAGUUACCUAGAAUGACUUUUCAUAUCUACCCUGAUACCUCUUUCAGAUAUUUUCUAAUAUUAUUUUAAAGUAUAAAAGAAAUUGAAGACUAUCAAUCACCAUCAUGGGAAAAUAGUUGGUUCCAAGAUUGAACAGUGCAAGGCCUUAAUUACGUUUCUAUAUUGUCCUUAUUCAAGUACUAACGAAGAUCGUGUGGCAUCAAGUGUCUGAGGGGAGGAGAGUCGUACAAGGGGAGACACUUGAGUCCUUGGAAAUAAUUCUUUCAAAAGCAGAAACGAGAAUGAAUAUGACUCCUCAUCCCAUUGCCCUACAGGAGAGAAUUUUCAGAAAAAUGUAAGGUUUUCUGGAAACUUUUAGAAACUUACAUGCUAGAAAUUUUGAAGCAGAAAUACAUCAAGCAGCCUCCCAGCAUGUGGACAUGUCCCGAGACUUCAGAAUUUGAAAUAAUUUUAUAAAUUGAGACUAAGGUGUAAAACAGAGAAGUCACAGCAUAUGGGUUCUUGUUAUGGGUGAUGAGAUCCAGAUAGAACAGUUAAAAAAAAUAAAAGCCAUCUUACAACUAUUAAUAAGAGAAGUAAUGAAUGCAUUGUUUUGUUUUUGAGUCCAGUAUUAUUGUCAGAAACUGGUGAGCUUUAGGAAGAAAAAUGUUUCCAAUCUCUCUCUUCUUGUAUAAAUACUGCCAAGACUAGUAGCCAAUCAAAUGACCAUAGUUUGGAAAGGAGCAAAUGUUCAUUUCUUGUCCAUAGUUAGCCCUUGAGGUAACCUUCCUACGUUGCAUAAAUACAGCAGCACAGAAAAACAAAAACAGUUAUUUUAAGAUACACUUGACAAGACCCUUAAAUGUGCAUAUUUAAUUAUGUCUGAGUGGACAGGAUUUUGCUUCUGAGAAAAAUUAUUUGUGAUAAACAGCUCCAAGUAUAUUAAUACAUAGCAGGGUUAGAGGUUUGACUGUUCAGUCUUGUCUCUUCCUAUAAAAUGAACUUGGACCUAUAGAGAAAGGUAACAUAUGGCUACUUUUACCAUGCAGGCUGGAAAAUUUCCCCAAUGCCAAAGCAGCAAGCAGGUUUAGGAAGCUGUUUGUUACCCUUGAAAACCACAGCGCUGUCUCAUAGGCCUCUGCCUUUAUUUGACCAAUUCUGUGCCCUUCUGUAGAUCCAUAUGACUAAAAUAAGUGGAUUGUGGCUGAACCAUUGAAGAGUUGUAAGAACCGAUAAUAGCUUUCUGUGUUAGCAGUUUGCGUAGAGCGAGUGGUGUAGUCAAAAACACAGCCUGUUUCCAACGGCUGGGUCUCCAUGUAUCAUCAGCCACAAGUGGCCUUGGUGACAGUUAGGGUCUCCUGGUGCUUCUGAACAGAGUAAAAACUUGACUCGAGGCUGGGAAAGAGGCGUCUGAAACAACUGAGAGACAAAUUAAUAUACAUAUUUUUUAAAAAAUAAAAUUCAACCAAUUUUACUAUGGUAAUAUGCUAUUUUAAAAACAUGUUUUUAAAGAAAUAACUGACUCUUUUAGCUAUUUUUAAUGGUAGUAUUGAAUAUCUCCUUCCUGCUGAAUAAAGCUUGGCAUUCUUCCUUAAAUGAAGAGGCCAAGAGCUAAAUUACAGGUUGCCCAAUUUUGCCUUUUUUCCAUCAUGCACAUGAUCACGGGUUCUCUUGGCUUAUCCAUGGGUGAUCUUCAGGUUUGGAAAAAGAUGACAAAGAUAUAAAAGCAGAGUAAGAAUCCAACACUUAAAUUUAAAUUACUUGCAUUUUGUGUAAGUUCUGUUGACUAAUGGAAGAGAGCUGGACUUCAAAUACAGCUGUGUGCUGCGCAAACUUGACUGCUCUGAAUACUGAACUCUGGUUCCUCUGCCAAUUCCAUGGGCAAGAAUUCCGCAGGCCUGAGUUGAAAUGUGCAGAUAAAUACUCAGUGCUGGAGUUCUUGGUGCCAAAGCACACAGAAUACUUACCUCUGCUAUGGAAAUCUUGGAAGAACAGAACUUCUGUUUUUAAUAUCUCUGAGGAUUUACAGCAGUUCUUAGACGACUUAUUACCUUUCAUAAAACUGACUCCUACUUUAAAAGUCUCUUGGUGGCUUACCUAUAUUAAAAAGAGGAAAAGAAUACUUCUUGAUUCCACUGAGUUUUCUCUUCUCUAUUGAAUUUAAACAAGCUAAUAAGAGAAAGGACAGCAGUGGAAAGAGUGUAGAAAUGGGACUUCAGAUGUGUGGGUUUUUUAAACUUCUGUGGUCUUAAGCUUUCUCAUUUGUCAAACGAGAAGGGUGAUGAUCUCUAAGAUUCCUUUUGGAAAAGUAGGGAAACUAACAACCUUUAAGCUCAUACUGAGUGCCAGGCAUGUGAAAUACAAUUACUUAAUCCCCAUAACAACCCUGAGAUGAAGACAUUAUUGUAUUCCCCCUGAACAGACAAAGAACAAAGAAAUUACAUAACGUGCUCAAGGUCACGAAGACUAAAAACUGGAUACACCUCUAGCUCCAAAUGUAUGCAUCUUUCUGUUUCCAUCUGUGUGGUGUGAGCUCUAGAGCUUAUUAGUGAACUUAUAGAAUAGAAUACAAGGAGGAGAAAAUUCAUAAAAAUGAGGAAAGCUAAAACAUAAUUCAAAGGCUGGCCUGGACAUUUAUCAACAAAUUAUCUUGGACAUGGAUAAAUAUGAAGAGCUAGAGACAGCAGAGCAGAGAAAUAACACACAAGGAUCACUAAGUUCCUCUUACUGUGUAGAAUUUCUCCAUUUAAUAAUGUCUUAUACUGUAUCACAACCUUUCUUGGUGUUUGUUUCUGUAUCUCAUUAUACAGAACUUGCUGUAAUGCUUACAUAUGGUAAAAUGUGUCUGUAAUGUGAGGCCAAUAAACCCUUAUUUAAUACGCUUGUGUUUUAGCA
Molecule: messenger RNA, 9379 nt
Organism: Dama dama (fallow deer)
Lineage: Eukaryota; Metazoa; Chordata; Mammalia; Artiodactyla; Cervidae
Gene: NDNF
Product: neuron derived neurotrophic factor
Exons: 4
Coding region: 381-2102 (573 amino acids)
Biological process (GO): extracellular matrix organization
Molecular function (GO): protein binding
Source: RefSeq, a predicted model, not a curated record